UUGACUUAUAUUCAGCAGGUCACCAGAAACACAACUGGUCCUUCACUGAAUCAACUCUUCAUGGCUGCAGCUCUGGAAGAUCUGAGAGGUGGAGGGAUGGGUUUUGGUCCCCCUGGCUUGAAUGGUGAUGAAGAAGAGGAGGAAGACUCGCCUGCAGUUUUACUGAGUGUUGUGGUUCAGCAUGGGCAGGUGGGCCUCUGCUUCUACGACAGUGCAGACUCAUCUCUGCACUACAUGGUGGACACUCCUGAUAACCAUGAGCUCCACUUGCUGACCAGAGUCAUUCAGGAGGUCAGUCCUCACGUAAUCAUCACCAGUGCAAAGCAGGAGCGCUGCAUGACUCGGUACCUGCAGGAACUUGGUCAAAACCCACACUACAAACCAGAGGUGGUCACUUAUCCUUAUGUUGACUUUGGUUUGGAGGUCGGAAAGCAGAGGCUGCUCUCUGCCAAUCUGCCUUUCCUGCCUUCCUGCAUUUCAGACAGAGACAGAAUGUCCUACCUCUCCUCCUGCAUCUCCUUUGACUCGCCCCUGAUGCUGAGGGCAGUGGGCGCUCUGCUGAAAUGUCUGGACAGGAGGAGAGUGGGAGUGGAGCUGGAAGACAGCAGUGUUGGAGUUCCGAUCCUGCAGUUUCACGCCUACACACUUAAAGGUGUGGUGUGCAUUGACCGAGACACCUACAGUGUGCUACAGAUCUUCAAAUCAGAACUCCAUCCAUCAGUGUACAAGCUGCAGUCAGGGGAAAAGGAAGGCCUCAGUCUUUAUGGGAUACUGAACCGCUGCAGGUGCAAGUUUGGCUCCAAGCUUCUGCGUUUGUGGUUUUUGCGGCCGACACAGGACCUGGCAGUGUUACACCGGAGACAAGAAGUGAUUCGUUUCUUCACGUCGCCUCGUAAUUCGGAAGUCCUGACCACCCUGCAGUCCUCGUUACGCAACAUCAGGAACAUACCGACUCUUCUACGCCGGAUGUCGCUGUCUAACACCAAAGCGACUGACUGGCAGAGCAUCUACAAGACGGUGUACAGCGCAGUGUGUAUCAGGGACACAGUGCGACAUCUGCCUCAGUCCAUUCAGCUGUUUCGUGAUAUCAGUGAAGGGUUCUCCGAUGACCUGCACUACAUCGCCUCCCUCAUCAGCCGAGUGGUGGAUUUUGAAACCAGUUUAGCAGAGAACCGCUUCACCAUCAAACCCAACGUGGAUCCUGCUAUUGAUGAGAAGAAGAGGAAGAUGAUGGGACUCUCAGACUUCCUCACAGAUGUUGCCAGAAGAGAGCUUGAAUAUCUGGACCCUCGAAUCCCCUCUUGCUGUGUCAUCUACAUCCCUUUGAUUGGAUUCCUGCUCUCUCUGCCUCGGCUUCCCAGCAUGCUGGAGAAAGAGGAUUUUGAGAUAGAGGGGCUUGAUUUCAUGUUUCUGUCAGAAGAUCGACUGCAUUAUCGCAGCCAGAGAACCAGGGAGCUAGAUGACCUCCUGGGCGACUUGCACUGUGACAUAAGAGACAUGGAGACAGCAGUGAUGACACAGUUGCAGAGCGCGAUCCUCGAGAGAAGCUCCUCCCUCUAUAAGGUUCUGGAUCUCACUGCUGAGCUGGACUGUCUGAUGGCCAUGAGCACCGCCUCCCAGGAGUACAGCUACACCUCACCUAAGCUGGCCAACCACAGGAAGAUAACAAUCACACAGGGCAGACACCCACUGUUGGAGCUGUGUUCUCCUGUAUUUGUGGCCAACUCCUUCCACAGCUCUGAGUCAGAAGGCAGGGUCAAGAUCAUCACUGGCCCCAACUCCUCUGGAAAAAGCAUCUACCUCAAACAGGUAGGUCUGAUUGUAUUCAUGGCUCUGAUUGGCUCAGACGUUCCAGCAAAGGAGGCAGAGAUCGGCCUGGUGGACGGGAUCUUCACCCGCAUGCAGAGCAGAGAGUCGGUGUCAGUGGGCCUCAGCACCUUCAUGAUAGACCUCAACCAGAUGGCCCAGGCUCUGAACAGCAGUACUGGCAACUCAUUAGUCCUCAUCGAUGAAUUUGGAAAAGGAACUAACACAGUGGACGGACUGUCCUUGCUGGCUGCAUCGAUCUGUCACUGGCUGAGGAAGGCUCCGGUGGACGUUCCCCACGUACUGCUGGCUACUAACUUCCACAGUGUGCUACAGCUGGGACUGCUACCAUCCUCCAGCCUGCUGUCUCUGCUGACCCUGGAGACGGCAGUGGACGGAGAUGAGUUGGUGUUUCUGUACCAACUGAAGGAUGGGAUCUGCCAGUCCAGCUACGCUGCCAAUAUCGCUACACUGGCAGGCCUGCCAACUUGCCUUGUACAGAGAGGAGUGGAGGUGUCUGAGCUGUACAGAACCGGAAGACCCAUCAAACGCACAGAAAAAGCCUCAUCGGACGAGCAGGCAAAGAGAUGCAGGUCGGUGGUGGAAAAGUUCCUCAGCCUCGAUCUGGACGACAAAGAUUUGGAUCUGCAGGCUUUCAUGAAAGAUGAGCUCCUGCCCUCUGCUGGAGAGCUGCUGAACCGCAGCUGAGCUGAACUGUGGUCAGUGUGUUCGUUCAUUCCUACCU
This is a messenger RNA of Amphiprion ocellaris (clown anemonefish), 2551 nucleotides long. It is a transcript of the gene msh5, whose product is annotated as mutS homolog 5. The coding region runs from base 61 to 2514 and encodes 817 amino acids. The transcript is spliced from 25 exons. The record is from RefSeq and is a predicted model, not a curated record. Gene Ontology annotation, cellular component: nucleus. Gene Ontology annotation, biological process: chiasma assembly; mismatch repair. NCBI's taxonomy places the organism in Eukaryota, Metazoa, Chordata, Actinopteri, Pomacentridae. Gene Ontology annotation, molecular function: ATP binding; mismatched DNA binding; ATP-dependent DNA damage sensor activity.